Messenger RNA from Pseudoliparis swirei, 4623 nucleotides. RefSeq names its product leucine zipper like post translational regulator 1 (gene lztr1). The record is from RefSeq and is a predicted model, not a curated record. Gene Ontology annotation, molecular function: protein binding. Gene Ontology annotation, cellular component: Golgi apparatus. NCBI's taxonomy places the organism in Eukaryota, Metazoa, Chordata, Actinopteri, Perciformes, Liparidae.
CUACCCUGUUCAUCUAAUACUACUACUAAUAAUAAUACAUUUAAUUUAUAUCGCGCUUUUGAAAGUACUCAAAGACACUUUACAUGUGACAUAUAUACACCGUAGACAGACACAGCUACGGGGAGCAAUUCAAUUCAAUUCAACUCAGUUUAUUUCUAUAGCCCAUUUUCACAAUUUACAAAUUCCCCUCAGAGUGCUUUACAGUCUGUACACAUAGACAUCCCUGACCUUUGACCUUUGACCUCACAUGGGAUCAGGAACAACUCCCAAACAACCCUUCAGGGUAAAAGGUCAGAACCCUUGAGGAGAGAACAGAGGAGGAUCCCUCUCCAGGAUGGACAGGUGUCAUAGAUGUCAUGUGACCAGAAGGAAUCAUUACACACACAUUAAAACACAGGAACAACACAAUGAAGAUGACAGAGUGGAUGAAGAGUUGGUAGUCGGCAUAUUCCACCAUCCAGACCUCCACGGUCCAUCAGAUGGAGGUCGAGAGGAGGAGUGGGCAGAGUCUCAGGGCCAUGGACAGCAUUAAUGUUAUUAGUUACACUUGUGUUGUUUGUACUAUUAAAGGUGAGUUUUGAGGUGGGUUUUGUAUAACAAGAUGGAGUCAAUGUUUCUGAUGUCAGGGGGAGGGGAGUUCCAAGAGUCUUGAGCCGCUCUGCCCCUCUGGAGCCCCUCUCCCUGACAUCAGAAACACUGACUCAAUCUUUUUAUUCAAAACCCACCUCAAAACUCACCUCUGAGGCGGGCCUCUGCCUGACGUGUUCCCCUCUUGGUUGCUCUGCUUUUUAACUGCUCUGCUUUUUAACUGCUCUGCUUUUUUAACCCUCCUAUUACCUUUGGGGUCAAUUUGACCCCAUUCAAUGUUUGACAUCUCUAAAACAAUUAUUGAGAUCAUUUUUUUGCUUCAUAUUUCAUGGAUUCUCCUAAUUUUUUGGGGAAACAUAUAAGAAAUAUCAACUUUUUUAUUUAUUUAAAGGGCUAUUUAGGUAGUCAACAAACACACAUAAAGUACCUGACACUUAAACUUGGGAAACAAUAUUAAUUCUAAUCAUUUUCUGGAGGUUUUAACUGCUGCGGUCAACAAGGGUAAAAGAUGUUAGUACAUGUGAAGGUAAUUACCUGCUCUGCUUUUUAACUGCUCUACUUUUUAACUGCUCUGCUUUUUAACUGCUCUGCUUUUUUAAUUGUGUCCAUCCUCGAACUGUUUGUAAUGUGCUGUACGGCGACCUGGAGUUCCUUGAAAGGCGCCGUAUAAAAUAAAUGUAAUAUUAUUAAACGUGACCGUGUUUUAUUUCUUUACCGGAAGUGACGCGCGCACUCGCCUCGCGCUCGGGGGCGUGGCCGGCCGACUUAUUGACAGCCGCUUGUUUGGCUAGCUCCACGUUAGCCUCCGUGUCGGCGGCUUGUGGCGGACUCAUUCUCUCCUAUGUUCGCUAACUUCGCCGAAGGGUCGAACCGGACGCGACAGACAUCGCCGCGUAACGUAUCCACCGGUUGACGGUUAGUUGUCGGUUAUCUGUUGCGUGUUGUCUCCCGUUAGCUCGUCGUUAGCUAUAUGCUAACCGUUCCUCUGAGCAUCGCGAGGAGCCGCGCGGUCCUCCCGCGCUGCAGGAUACGGAGGUCUCCGUGUGAUCUCCAGGUCGUUCCCGGUUCCAUGGCCGCCGCAGCGCCGAGCUGCCGCCAUGGCUGCGGCCGUGUCCGCGGAUGAGCGGCCGUGAGGAGAGGUCCAGCUGGAGGAGAUCGCGACGAUGUCCUUAAAAUCCACCAAAGUGGCCCCGAGUGUUGACUUCGACCACAGCUGCUCCGACAGCGUGGAGUACCUGACGCUCGACUUCGGCCCCUUCGAGACGGUCCACCGCUGGAGGAGACUCCCUCCGUGCGAUGAGUUUGUCGGCGCAAGGCGCAGUAAGCACACCGUCGUGGCCUACAGAGAUGCCAUCUACGUGUUUGGGGGAGACAAUGGAAAGAACAUGCUGAACGACUUGCUCCGUUUCGAUGUGAAGGACUGCUCGUGGUGUCGAGCCUUCACCACUGGAACUCCUCCUGCUCCCAGAUACCACCACUCGGCUGUGGUCUAUGGCAGCAGCAUGUUUGUUUUCGGGGGCUACACUGGAGACAUCUACUCAAACUCAAACCUGAAGAACAAAAAUGACCUUUUUGAGUACAAAUUUGCGACAGGACAGUGGACUGAGUGGAAAGUGGAGAGCAGCUUGCCGGUGGCUCGGUCGGCGCAUGGGGCCACGGUUUAUGGUGAUAAAUUGUGGAUAUUUGCUGGCUAUGAUGGGAAUGCCAGGCUGAACGACAUGUGGACCAUCAAUCUGCAAGAUCGAGAACAUGCGUGUUGGGAAGAGAUCGAUCAAAGUGGUGAGAUCCCUCCAUCUUGCUGCAACUUCCCUGUAGCCGUCUGCAUGGACAAGAUGUUUGUGUUUUCUGGUCAGAGUGGAGCCAAAAUCACCAACAACCUCUUCCAGUUUGAGUUCAAAGGCCACAUGUGGACACGGAUCCCGACCGAACACCUGCUGCGGGGCUCGCCUCCCCCUCCCCAGAGGCGUUACGGCCACACGAUGGUUGCCUUCGACCGUCACCUGCAUGUGUUUGGAGGAGCGGCCGACAACACUCUGCCCAACGAACUGCACUGCUACGACGUGGACUCUCAGAGCUGGGAGGUGAUCCAUCCCAGCAUGGACAGCGAGGUAUAUUUACAAAGGGCUGGGUCAAUAGUAGAAGUGGUCGUUCAAUAUCACAAAUAUAUCUCAAGAUCAAUUCUUUCUUUCCCCUUCCUGGCCCCUCAGAUGCCCAGCGGGAGACUCUUCCAUGCUGCUGCGGUGAUUCAAGAUGCCAUGUACAUCUUUGGAGGAACUGUGGACAACAACGUGCGCAGUGGGGAGAUGUACAGGUUCCAGUUUUCCUGCUACCCGAAGUGCACUCUCCAUGAGGACUACGGCAAACUGCUGGAGAAUCGUCAGUUCUGUGACGUGGAGUUUAUUCUGGGCGAGAGGGAGGAGAAAGUCUUGGGGCAUAUCGCCAUAGUGACUGCAAGAUGUCAGUGGCUACGAAAGAAAAUCCUGCAGGCUCGGGAUCGGCAGCGACAGAAGGCGAAACAGGACAGCAGCGAGGAAAGUGACGAAGGCACAGCUGGAAGUCCAAAGGACAUCCCGACAGGCAACAAGCCGAUGCUCGAGGUGUCCAUCAGAGAAGCUGAGGCCCAGCCCUUCCAGGUCCUAAUGCAGUUCCUUUACACGGACAAGAUCCAGUACCCCCGCAGAGGUCAUGUGCAGGAUGUUCUUCUCAUUAUGGAUGUAUACAAACUGGCCCUCAGUUUCAAGCUGUCCCGCCUCGAGCAGCUGUGUGUGCAGUACAUCGAGGCGUCCGUCGACCUCCAGAAUGUUCUCGGUGUUUGUGAAAAUGCCAACAAGCUGCAACUGGACCAGCUCAAGGAACAUUGCCUUAAUUUUGUGGUGAAGGAGUCUCACUUCAACCAGGUGAUCAUGACGAAGGAGUUCGAGCGCCUGUCCACUGCACUGAUUGUGGAGAUCGUGCGGCGGAAGCAGCAGCCUCCUCUCCGGCUGUACUCCGACCAGCCCGUGGACAUCGGGACCUCGCUGGUCCAGGACAUGAAGGCGUACCUGGAGGGCGGCGGCCUGGAGUUCUGCAACAUCGUGCUGCUGUUAGACGGACAUCCCCGGCCUGCUCACCAAGUCAUACUGGCAGCGCGAUCCAGUUACUUUGAGGCGAUGUUCCGCUCCUUCAUGCCGGUGGACGGUCAGGUCAACAUCUCCAUCGGGGAGAUGGUUCCCAGUAAGCACGCCUUCGAGUCCAUGCUGCGCUACAUCUACUACGGCGACGUCAACAUGCCUCCGGAAGAUUCCCUCUAUCUGUUUGCUGCUCCGUAUUACUACGGCUUCUCCAACAACCGGCUGCAGGCUUACUGCAAGCAGAAUCUGGAGAUGAACGUCACUGUGGAGAAUGUCUUGCAGAUCCUGGAGGCAGCGGAUAAGACCCAGGCCCUGGACAUGAAGAAGCACUGCCUGCACAUUAUUGUCCACCAGUUCAUUCAGGUAUCCAAGCUCCCCAACCUACGGUCUCUCAGCCAGCUGCUGCUGCUGGACAUCAUUGAGUCUCUAGCCACACACAUAUCAGACAAACAAUGUGAAGAGAUGGGCUCCGACAUUUAGGAUGAGGCCGAGUCGGGCUCCUCUCUCACGAGGCCGAGUCGGGCUCCUCUCUCACGAGGCCGAGUCGGGCUCCUCUCACGAGGCCGAGUCGGGCUCCUCUCACGAGGCCGAGUCGGGCUCCUCUCUCACGAGGCCGAGUCGGGCUCCUCUCUCGAGGCCGAGUCGGGCUCCUCUCUCGAGGCCGAGUCGGGCUCCUCUCUCACGAGGCCGAGUCGGGCUGCUCUCUCACGAGGCCGAGUCGGGCUCCUCUCUCACGAGGCCGAGUCGGGCUCCUCUCUCACGAGGCCGAGUCGGGCUCCUCUCUCACGAGGCCGAGUCGGGCUCCUCUCUCACGAGGCCGAGUCGGGCUCCUCUCUCACGAGGCCGAGUCGGGCUCCUCUCUCACGAGGCCGAGUCGGGCUCCUCUCUCACGAGGCCGAGUCGGGCUCCUCUCUCACGAGGCCGA